Messenger RNA from Cavia porcellus (domestic guinea pig), 5643 nucleotides. It is a transcript of the gene Ttf1, whose product is annotated as transcription termination factor 1. The record is from RefSeq and is a predicted model, not a curated record. Gene Ontology annotation, molecular function: chromatin binding. The transcript is spliced from 12 exons. Gene Ontology annotation, biological process: termination of RNA polymerase I transcription. The coding region runs from base 216 to 3263 and encodes 1015 amino acids. Gene Ontology annotation, cellular component: nucleolus. NCBI's taxonomy places the organism in Eukaryota, Metazoa, Chordata, Mammalia, Rodentia, Caviidae.
CUACGCAUGCGCCAGAUCCGGACAGCUGACAUGUUGCUAUGGCAGCGGGUCCCCCUAGGGGCCCGGAAGUGACGUCUUUCGCUUCCGCUUCCAACGGAGACACUUACGGUUGGGAGAUAAGUGGCGGCGUUUCCCGCAGGGUUGAACUGGAAAGGCCAGAAGGAUAACUUUACAAGGUGUUUACCAGAAAGAAAGAAACCGAUGGAAGGCAUAAAAUGGAAAGAGAAUCUACCAGAUUUGAAAUCCACACUCCCGUUUUUGACAAGGAAAACUACUCAGUAUAUAAAGAAAGAUUGAAGAAACAUGCCCGCGAAAGUUUCAGAGAUGCCCCUCUGGCAGGUGACCCCCCGCAAAUAACUCAGAAGAAGAGGAAGGAUCUCCAGCCUCUCCUUUCUUCCCCUUUGGAAAAAUUGGAAAUCCGUGAUAAGAGUGAAAAGACCACUCCUGAACAGAGCAAGGGCGCUUUUAGGGUGGACAGGGAAACGGGUGUUAUGUACGUCUUUGUGGAUAAAGAAAAUAUUGAGAACAUGCCAAAGAAUUUCAGGAAAGAUGUGGAUGUCGUUUACGUAGACGCGAGCAGGGUGCGAAAGUCCGCCAAACGGCAUAAAGCAGACAAGCUGCGCGCCGUUGUCAACUUCAACGGAGAUGAGCCCAAAGCACUGUGCCGUAAAGUUAGGGAGGAGGGGAAGGAGAACCAUCAGAGGAAAGCCACGUCCCAGGGUGCUGUGUGGGAAGGCCAGCGAGUGACCAUCUCCCAGCCCCUGCCAUCUGUGGAUCAAGCAGGUGACAUUACGGAGGUACCGGAGCCUGCUGGUAAAAACAGGCCUAAGAAAAAAAAGAAAAGGCCCUAUCUCCAGGAAUCAGUGGCCUCUGUCAGGCCUGACAGUCCUGAGCACGAGCUCCUGGGAGAGUGCCAGGGGUUCCAAGAGGUCGGGGCUGGAGAAGCCAACGAUGCUCUGCAGAGGGCCCAGGGAUCCGGAGCCACCAAGAGCAGUUCUAAGAAACAGAAGCGUGUGACCAAGAGAAGUGCCACUGCGGCUGGUGAUGACUUUUCAGUGCAUGGUCAGAACUCCGAGAACACACACUAUCAUUCAGAACAAGACCAUUGCACCUCGACUAAAGGACAUGUGCAACCCAGGUCCUGGCCACAGUCCCAGGAGCGACCAUCCCUGCAGUCCGUGGGUCUAGACAGUGAAAUCAUGGAGCUUCCAGAGUCUGCAGAUAAAAACAAGCCUAAGAAAAAAAAGAAGAAAUCGUCCAGACCCCAGGAAUCAGAGGCCUCAGCCAGACCCCAGAGUCCCAAGCAGGUGCUCCCCAAAGGGCCUUGGGGGGCCCAGGAGGUCGCGGCCAGAGAAGGCAGCGAUGUACUGCGAGGGCCUGAGGGCUCCGCUGGGGUAAGGAAGCACCCUAAGAAACGGAAGCGCACGUCUGUUGAAAGCACUAAUGCUGCAUCUGGUGACAACUCUUGGGACCCUGGUGAGAGCUCCGAGAACACACGCAUUCACUCAAAGCAAGACCAUCGCGCCUCACCCGAAGGAAGUGUGCAACCCAGGCCCUGGCUGCAGUCACAGGAGCGGCUGUCCCUGCCAUCCCUGGGUCGAGAAGGUGAAAUCUCGGAGUCUCCAGAGUCUGCAGAUAAACACAAGCCUAAGAAAAAAAAGAAAUCCAGUCCCCAGGAACGGGGGGCCUCAGCCAGUCCCCAGAGUCCUGAGCAGGUGCUCCCGGGGGGGUCACAAGGGGUCCGUGAGGUCAGGGUCACAAAAGGCAGCGAUGUGUUUGAAAAGAGUAAGAUAAAGAACAGCACUAAGAGAAGGAAGCGCACGUCUAGCCGGGCCACCGUGGUGAGGGGCUCGGUCUCUGGGAGCUCGCUCACCGACUCUGCAGCAGGCAGCUGGGUCCCGAAUGGAGAGAAUUCAAGGGAGAAAGCCCAGGAGGAGCAGAGCCCCGCCUCUCCCGGGGAGCAGCCGCUGGGAGAGGCUCCCAGGUCAGAGCCUCCCAGCUCACAGGAAAGCCGUCUGGCACGGGCUGGCACGUCUCGAAGGCUGGAGAUCGUGGAUGGCAGGGACCCCGAUGAUGAAGAUGUGGAUCUGCAUUCUGCCGUGAGGCAGCUGCAGGAGUUCAUCCCUGACAUAAAGGAACGGGCGGCCACCACGAUCAAGCGGAUGUACCGCGAUGACCUGGAGCGGUUCAAAGAAUUUAAGGAGCAAGGCAUUGCGAUUCGAUUUGGCAAGUUUUCUGCCAAGGAAAAUAAGCAGAUAGAGGAAAAUGUACAAGAGUUCCUCUCCCUGACGGGAAUUGAGAACCCAGACAAGCUGCUGUACACGGACAGGUACCCGGAGGAAAAGGCUGCCAUCACGGAUCUGAAACGGAAGCACGCGUUCCGGCUAUGCAUUGGGAAGGGCAUUGCACGGCCUUGGAAACUUGUGUACUAUCGGGCAAAGAAGAUAUUUGAUGUCAACAAUUACAAAGGAAGAUACAGUGAAGGGGACACCGAGAAGCUGAAGGCCUGCCAGUCCCUCCAUGGGAAUGACUGGAAGAAGAUUGGGGCCCUGGUGGCCCGGAGCAGCCUCUCUGUUGCCCUCAAGUUCUCUCAGAUCCGCAAUAAAAGGAAUCAUGGUGUUUGGAGUAAGGCAGAAACCCAGAAACUCAUCAAGGCUGUGGAAGAAGUGAUUCUAAAGAAAAUGUCUCCGCAGGAGUUAAAUGAAAUGGAUUCUGAACUCCAAGAAAAUCCUGACAGUCGCCUGUCGAUCGUUCGGGAAAAACUCUACAAGGGCAUCUCCUGGGUAGAAGUGGAAGCCAAAGUGGAGACCAGAAACUGGAUGCAGUGCAAAAGUAAGUGGAUGGAAAUUCUAACCAAGAGGAUGACUAGCGGGGGCUUUGUGUACCGCGGAAUCAAUGCUCUUUGGGCCAAAAUCAACCUCAUAGAAAGGUUGUAUGAAAUAAAUGUGGAAGAUGCUAAUGAAGUCGAUUGGGAGGAUCUUGCUGGUGCCAUAGGUGAUGUCCCUCCAUCUUAUGUUCAGACUAAAUUUUAUAAGCUGAAAGCUGCCUGUGUUCCCUUUUGGCAGAAGAAGACUUUCCCAGAGAUCAUCGACUACCUUUAUGAAACUAGUCUACCUUUGCUUAAAGAAAAGUUACAAAAGAAGAUGGAGAAAAAAGGCUCCAAAAUCCCAACUCCUGCAGUGCCUAAGCAAGUUUUCCUAUUCAGAGACAUCUUUUAUUGUGAAGAUGACAGUGAUGGAGAAGACCUGGAAGAACAGAAUUAAGCAAAGGUUACCAUUUCCAGUUCUUUUAGUUGGGUGAUAUUUAUAUACUUGUUAUCAGUGUGUGAAUCAGCUUUCCAUCACUAUAACAAAACACGUGAAUUGUUAACAUCUUCUAAAGAGAAAAGGUUUAUAGUGGCCUGGGGUUUAAGAGGGCUCCAGUCUGUGAUGGAGUGGCUCCUUUGCUAGGCAAUGUGCAGCUCUAUCAGAUGGCAGAGAAAAACCACUCAACUUACGGCCCAGCAAUGAGAGAAUGGGGGGGGGGGGGAGUUAGGGUCCCACAGUCCCCUUCAAGUCCACACCCCCAUAACCCCAACCUCCCCCUUCUGAAAGGAUCUACCGCCCCACCCCAGAGACCUGGUCUCACCUGGCUCUUUUCCAGACUGUACCAGUUAGUAAAGCUUACUAAACGAUGUUUGCUCCCCAGAGGAAGGGGUGCUGAGUGCUGACUUGAACUGGGGGGCGUUACAGGUGUUGUAGCAUUGGUGUUGAAGUGCGAACAUGAAGAUAGGAGCGUAGGACUGCUGAGUACUUCUGUGCUGUUUAGCCAAGAAGAAUUACACUAAGGAUUCUGUAAAACUGGGUCGCAGCUCCUCGGAGGACAGCGGGACGCACUUGCUGAUGUGGGGCCCACCGUGUGCACUCAGCAGAAAGGGCCCGGUUGACCGUUUCUGUGGCCCGUGCCUCACACCUGCCGUGGCUCCAGAGGCUCAGGGGUCCCCAGCGUGGGAGCGUGGGAUGGACGGCACAUCCACGCCCUGCCCCAGAUCCAUGCUCCCUCAUACCUGGUGCGGGGCGCAUCUCGUCUUCCUGAGCCGUGACUGGGACCGCUCACCCAUGUGCUGUCACUGUGCUGGCCUGGUGUUUGGCUGGAAACCAAGUAAAGAGCUUGAGAAGCACGGGCUCUGUCCAGCUCACCGAAAGAGACUGCGCGUGUCACAGGCACGGCUCCCGUCCAGCACCGAGAGUGAUUUGAAUAAUGGUCACCAUCAUCAAAGCAAAAGCGCAGGAGCGAUUUCUAGCAUGGGCAGGAAGGGACGAAGGAGCCCUCGGGAAGUUCGAAUCAACCAGGGGUGGGGAGCCGCCCCGGAGCCCGCACGUUGCACUGGUGCCCACUGUGUGCCUUCACUGCCACACCACAGGGCACCAACCUGUGUUCCCAGGAGCCUGACAGCUUCUGCUACCUUCUGCCUUCCGGGCUCCCAGGACCUCACGUGGGCAACGCCUGACAGAAUCUGCCUCACUGCAGAGGACUGGGAAAUCAAGGUCUCGGGCACCUGGCCCUCUGCGCUGGGGAGAGCAGAGAAACGCCGAGGCAGUGACAUCACCGCCACCAGAUCCAGACGCAGCUCCACUGUCCGACAGCCCUCAUGUCCUUUAGGAAGCACCGUUACGGCAUGAGUAGAUCCACACCCAGAACUGAGCGGGAGAAUCCACAGGAGUAGAGGAGCCUUGGUCCCUCCAUUCCCAGCACCUGUCACGGUGCCACAUGGGCAGCCAGGCAGUCAGUGAGCGCUGGCCUCGUAGUGAGUGUUUCUCCUGGAGCAAGCUCCUCCUGUCCCCCUGGGGCCCCGUCCCAUGCAGGUGGAGCUAUAGUAAUUGUAUAUUCCCUUUGGAGGCUGAUUUGGUAAAACACGUCGGAGCUGGAAAAUGUACAUAUUAUGUGGCUCAGUGGUGAGCUCUUGUGUUGCAUGCGCAAGGCCCUGGGCUUCGUCCCCAGCACCACACACAAAAAAUAAUUUUUUAUAAAGGAAUAGUAAGAUUAUAGUGUAUAAAUAUUAUGUGUAUAAUAGAGGAAAAUGUAAGUGUCCUUUCAUAGGAAGUGUGGUACGGUGUUUGGGACUAUUAUGAAGGAUUAAAGACAACAUGUGAUUGACUUUGUGACAGUGAACCCUGAUUGUCACUGACUGAACAGAGGCCUGGAAAGGUGAGUGAUGGCAGGGUUCUGACCUCAUCGGUCAGCCAACCCACUGGUGAGUCCUUAGCUGAGUGGCUACUAGGGGGUGGAACGUGGCCAGAAGAGCGGUCACCCAGGGGUUGACACUGAAGGGAGUGACCGCUCAGCCCCUGCUGCGCUUCCGGCUUUGUGCCGUGCCUGUCCGCCAUGAUGCCUCGCCUCACACAGGCCCGCAGGAAUGGAUCCCUGCACCAUGGACUGACGCCUCUGAAGCUGUGAGCCAGACCUGUCAGCCUCCCAGUCCUCUCUCAGGUGUUUGGUUAUAUCAGAAAACAGCUGACUAACAUGAAAGACAAUCAACUGGGGCUGGAGAUUUAGCUCAGCGGCAUAAGCGCCUGCCUUGCAAGCAGGCAGCCGUGAGUUCGAUCCCCGGUACCGAUAAAAAGGAAAAAGACAAAAAAAAAAAAAAAAAAAAAAGAAAGACAA